AAGCUACCUCAAAUAUUCACCACCACAAGCCAUGCCAGUAAUAUACACUUUACAGGCCGAGAAUCUAAUAUGCAGCACGGUGCCCUAACUCACAAGUAAAAACCAACCCUCAAAACCUUCACACAAACAGAAUUCCCACCAAAAUUUUCAAUUUCUCCUCUCAAACCGUAACUCCAUGGAAAUCUACGCUUCUCUUCUCGAAAGAACUCGAGUUUCUCAGCCUUCAAUUCAGAGAUUUGCAGUAAUUUCCAUAUUCGAAAAACUCAGAUCAUCUAACUCAAAUACCGAUUCAGAUUCAGGAAAAAUCAUAAUAUCUCAAUGUCUCAACUCAGAUUCAUCUCAUGUUGUUGAUCAAUCAGUUCGUGAGCUUUGUCUUAAUGUUAAACUAGGGUUUAUGAAUCCUUCAUUAGGUUUAUUAGAACUUCAAUCAGUUCUUGAAGGUUGUGAUUCACGUUUUGUUGAUUUGUUUAUUAAGGGAAUUGGUUUUCUUGUUAAUUUUCAGUUUCAAAAAUUAGGGUUCAGCUUAGAUUCUCAAGAACAUCCGUUUGUGAAAGUAGUUUGUUGUAGAAUUGAAGUUGAGAAUGAACUUGUUCAACAGGUGUUAUCGUUUAUUGUUAGGAAUAAGAAUUUAGUUGGGUUCGGAAAAGUUUGUGAAUUCUUAAAACCCUUUUUGAAUUUUGUGAUUCUGAGAAUACCAUUUUCUUCUUCGGGAUCGGAUUCGGCUUCGUUUGCGAAGCAUUUGAUAUCUUCGAUUGCUUCAUUAUGUUGUUUGUUUCCCUCCGAGGCGUUGCCGAUUGUAAAGUUGUUGAUGGGAUGUUUGAAGUAUUUUCCUUGCAGAAAUACACAAGAUUUCAAAGAUGUACUCUAUGUUGCCGAGUGCCUGGUGAACGCAUAUACCGUGGUCCUGAGGUUUGUGGUAGAGAACGGAUUGCUAAAAAAUGAAACUCAAUUAUGUGGAGUGGAACUGUUGGGGAUUCUUCUCUCUCUUUGUAAUGAUCGUGACAAACGUAUGACCAGGAAGGAAUCCGUUAUUGAAUUGGCAAAACGAUUAUUAGUUGUUCAUAAAGAGCUACAACUGCAAUUUGAACCCGAAUUGUUGUCAGCUAUGGUAUCCUUGUUUCUCAUCCUUGGUCAAGCUGAGUUGGAACAUGAGCAACUAUGUAUAUUGAAGCUCUCGUUAUUCAUGUUGAAUUGGAAAAGAGAAAAUGCAGAACAUGUUCUGGCAAAAGCUGUUGGUGGUUUCAGUGAAGAGCUUUUAUUAAUAUUUCCUGUCAUCAACCUACUCUCAUCACCUUCUAGAUCUGUAAAGGCUGCAGCGAGUGAUCUGCUUUCAGUUUUGGAAAAUAUUUUAAUAGAUCUAUUGGUUGAACGAAACAAGAUAACCAACAUUCAAGAGAGAUUGCCAACUAUCAGCACACCUGAAUCAAUUGUUUCUAGAAUGAUGCGACACCAGUGGUUUCAGGACCAAGCUUCGUUGCAUAGUUCUUACUUUCUUAGUAUUGUUUCCAAUACCAAAUGUGAUUUUGAGGAGGUGAACAAUAUAAAAGAUUCAUGGGUAUCUCAACUUAAAGAAUACUGUGUCGUGAUUGUUGAUAAACAAAAAUCUUCACCAAUAUCCCAGACUAAAGAAAAUCUUGUUACAGAUAUGCCUGUGGUACUUGCAUCUUUGGUAUCUCUUGCAAUCUUGCAUCCUUCACUGGGGAGGUAUGCUAUAGGUUCUUUGGAAGCUAUAGGUCUCAUGGAUCCUAAAAUGGGUCUGCCUAUGCUGCUUGCAAUCAUAUUCUAUAACAGGAUUCUCUCAAAUGAUGAAAGUACUUCGCAUGAAAUAGUGCUAGAGCUUUUGGAAAUGCUUCCAUCACUUGCUUCACAUCCUGGAAUGAUACCAUUUAUUGUUCAAACUAUUGUUCCAAUGCUUCAAAGGGACACAAAGCCAGUAUUGCGCGCCACAGCUACUCGUCUGCUUUGUAAGACAUGGGAGGUUACAGAUCGUGUCUUUGGAAGUUUGCAGGGAAUUCUGCAGCCAAAGGCAUUUCAAGAGUUUGUAAAUGAAAAGAAUAUCUGUAUAAGUAUGGCUGCUUCUGUUCGGGAUGUUUGCCGAAAGAACCCCGAUAGGGGUGUGGACCUUAUCCUUUCAGUUUCGCAACAGGCGUGUAUUGAGAGUCGAGAUCCUACUGUAAAAGCUCUUGGUUUCCAAAGUCUGGGACAUCUCUGUGAAGCUGAUGUAGUUGAUUUUUAUACUGCUUGGGAUGUUAUUGCGAAGCAUGUGCUGGGAUACUCCAUAGAUCCUAUAAUUGCAAAUAGCUUAUGUCUUCUCUUAAGAUGGGGUGCGUUGGAUGCGGAAGCAUAUCCAGAAGCUUCCAAGAGUGUGUCGCAGAUUUUGUGGGAAGUUGGUACCUCUAGCUACGCAACUCAUGGAUAUAAAUGGGCCAAGGCACGGACCUCCGCUUUUGAGUCGUUGACCCAUUACGAGGUAGAGCACAUAAAAACAAACAUUCAUGAUUUUAAUAAAAGGAAUGUUGAGGUACUUAUUUCUGAGGUUGAUCCGGAUGUACUUAGAGCUGUCGAGAAAUUGGAAGUCAAGAUUAUUACUUUUGAGCACAUCAAUCGGCGAAGACUGUUAAAGGAGAAAAGAGUUGUUGUGCACAAGGUUGAAAAAUUGCUGGAUGUGUUUCCUCAAACUAUAUUCAAAUCAGGGGCAAGAAACAAUAAUGCUAGUAAAUUACCUGGUGCAGCUCUGUUGUGCCUUUCUUUCGUUCCCAAAGAUUUACAGUACUCUGGGAAAUCAGAGGUUCAGGACCUACAAAAGCUGCACACUGCAUAUGAAAAUGCUCUAGUAGACAUUGCCGACUCUCUACAUCUGUCAAGAAAUAUUCUGAUUGCAUUACUCUCCCUGCAAUCGUGGAAACCUUUCGUGCAACGUUGGAUGAAGGCAGUAUUGAAAUAUCAGGACAGCAAAUCGCCUUCAAAUCUGUUGGAGAGAACUACAAAGGCUGCUGAUGAUAUUCUUAAGAGAUUGACAAGAAUUGCUGAACAAUCUGUUCCUCGAUCUUCAGAGAAUAUAACUCUUGCUGUGGGUGCUUUCUGUAUGGUGUUGCCUCCAUCUGCCCAUGCUAUAACAACAACUGCCUCAAAGUUCCUAUUGAAAUUGUUGUAUCAGUAUGAACAUGAGCAUAAGCAAUGGUCAGCUGCUGUUGGGUUGGGGUUGGUUUCGGGUUGCGUACACUCGACCGAUCGCAAGCACAAGUAUCAGAUCAUAUCUGGACUUUUAAAGGUUGGUUAUAGUAGCAAAAGCUCUCUUGUGAAAGGAGCCUGUAUGGUCGGAUUGGGUUUUGCUUCUCAAGACCUUCUUACAAGAGUUGAAGUUGCUGCUGAUGUUGUUAACUCUGAAGAUACUAAUAGACUGAUGGAGUCCAAUUUACUUGGCAAAAUCGUAACUGCUUUUUCUCUAAUGAUAUGCCAGCUGAGUCCAUCUUCAGCUGAGUGCUUUGAGAGUCUCUGUGGAUAUGUCCCACUGGAUACUGACGAUCCGGAUACUGAUAAUUCUGUUUCACUUUUUACUGAUGGAAAUUACAUGGAGGAGGAUGUCUGGGGUGUUGCAGGAGUCAUAAUGGGUCUUGGGCAUUCUGUUAAUGCUAUAUACCGAGCUGGGGGGAGUGAUUCUGUGAUCAAGAUGAAAACCUUGCUUAAAUCGUGGGUUCCUCAUGUGAAUCUUGUUGUUCAGAGUUCUCAUACUUGCAGUGCAGAAUCUGCGAUAAUGUUAUCCAUUGGUUCCUGCCUUGCGCUUCCUACUGUAGUGGCAUUCUGCCAGAGAGUAGAACUCAUUGAUGAUAAUGAACUGAACUGUGUAGUUAAUGGUUACAAAGAUCUAAUUUCUGAGCUUUUAUCUGUAAAAAAAUCGGGUAUCUUCCAUGAGAGUAUGUUGAUGGCAUCAUGUAUUGGAGCAGGAAGCCUCCUUUCAUGCAUUUUGGAUGAAGGGGUGCGUUCUAUGAAAAGUGAAAAUGUAAAUGGUUUGAUGGAACUGUGCCGAAGAUGUUAUUCGAAUACUUACCCUCCAACUGUUCAUUUUGGCGCAAUGCUUGGAGUUGUAAAUGCAUUGGGUGCAGGUGCAGGAGCUCUCACCAUCAUCUCUUCUAAGCCUUCCAAUUUACAGGCUGGUCAUGGAACUAUGCUUUCUGAUCAGGAAUCAUCUUUUGUUAGAGGGCCUAUACUUUCAAAUGCUGUUUGUGAGCCACUCUCUGCAUCAUCGAUCCAAGAAAUGUUUCUUGUUGCACAAGAUUCUAAAGAUCAACAAUUGCAAAAAUAUGCAUCAUGGGCAGUUUCAUUUCUAAGACAUCGAUGGUGCGCUGAUGAACUGAAGAAUGGUUUCCAGAGUGAUUCGAACCAGUCUAAGCUUGUUUCUCGAAGUUUCUUAGAGAACAGUGGGGUCUGGCAGCUCUGCACAUGGCUAGCAGACCUUAACUACUCUCAGGAAGGUACCAUCACUCAUGUGAAUACAGUUGAAACUGUGUUAAGGUGCCUGUCGUUUGCCCCCAGGCUGCCAUCUUUGGAUUGGGGAGCCAUCAUUAGACGUUGCAUGAUAUAUGAGGAUCAAGUUUCUGGAAAGCUAUUUCCAGGUGCAACCCUGAAGAAAGGAAACCUUAGAGAGGGGUGCCUUCAGUUUGCAUUAGCUCAUGCAAACCAAGUUGAUUCCCUCUUAUAUUUCUUGGAUGAGCUGACUGACCUGUCCAGGUUCAGGACACUUGAGCUAAACCUGCAGACAUGCUUGCUCUGUCAUCUGGCAGAACUAAUAAAGAUCUUCGCUGGUUCUAGGUUGAGCAAACUGUUUGAUGAUAUGGCUGAUUAUUUCAGUUCAGUAGUGUCUUCCCCGCAGACAUAUAACCCACAUCAGAAAAGCUUGUUGCGGGUUUCAUUUUGGAAGGGUUUGUACUGGUGUCUCAACGAAGCUUCUAAUGGUUCCGCAGAGUAUGUCGCGAAUUUGGAAAAGUGCAUGGAAUUGUUGUUUGUUAUGCUUCCUGUUCAACACUUCGAUCCCAGCCUAAGGGACGGUCAGAUGAACUCCAUAGAAGAGUGGUCUGAGGCAGUUAGGUGCUUGGGGAAGACUCGGCAAAGUUGGUUAAUGAAUACUUUGGAGGUUUUAGAGACUAGUCAAGUACAAGGAGUCUUCUCCACUGAACAUGUGAAAAAAAUUCAAGCGGCAACGAGGCUAGUAAUGACUGGUUGCAUUCCCUGGGCAGAGCUUGGAAAGAUGAAAUUUUAUGUACUGAAUUCCGAGUUAGUUGAUGUGUGGGAUGUACUAGUUGAAGUUGUUGCAGCGCUGCAACAUGCAGAUGGAAGUACUAAAAGAAAAUGGCUUGUUGAUGCUAUGGAGAUUACUUGCAUGACAAAGAACCCUUCGACGGCACUGCACUUCAUUGGUCUGCUCGGGAGUAGCUUCUGUAAAUAUAUGCCGCUUCUAACAAUUGACCCAGUUACUGUAUUGAGUGAUUUACCUAUCACGCUUCCUUCUCUAUUAUCCAAUAGCAGUUGGAAGGUUAUUGCAGAAUCAGUGGUUUUUAACUUGUGGGUAUCCACUCAACGUGUUUAUGACUGGGCGAAAUGUUUAGCAACCAAUGCUGGUGAUAAUGAUAAUGAAGUCACUCUUAGACAGCCACAGCAGCAUCCAAUUGACACAAGUGAAAAUGGCAAUGCUAUUUUCCUCGCAAGAUUGUUGCAUGAAACAUGUGUUUCUUUGAAAGACUAUUUGCCGCUUGAUAAGCAGUUGAGACUUGCUAAUAUGGUGCUCCAAUGAAUUUAACAGUACCUUCAUUGGCAUGAAUUAGUGGAACAACAGAGAAGCUUUGUUCAGGGUUACUCGGGAUCCCGAGAUAAGAUCACAAAUGUAGGCGAUUUGAGCAAUAUGAUUUCUUGAGCACUUUGACAUAAUAGUGAAGACAUUCCUCUUCACAUCGUUGCAUGUAGGAAUCCACCAUCAAACUGGAGCAAGUGUUCAUAAUGUUGUCACUGUACUUGUAAGUUGCAACUAUUUUAGUUCAGGGUUUUAUAUUUUGUUCAAAAAGGUCACCUCGUUGUAAAUCAACUGUAUAUCGAAAGGAAAAGUAAAAAACCCAUCUUUUGACUAUGUAAUACCACAAAGUAUAGUAGAGAUAGCUUUACUACCAGAAACCCCAAGUCAUGUCUUAAACUCUCAGCUGACAUCCAUAACGGUGUAAAAGUUGACAUCCAUAACGGGGAACUAUAUGGGGAUGAUAAUAAUAUCAUCGUGAUACAAAAAGUCCAGUGAUAGAAGGGUGCGUGAAGGUGUUGGAAGAAAGUAGGUAAGACAUGGACACUGGCGGCUGCUGGUUUUAGUUUGCUUCCUUUGAUUUUGUUCUACCCACCAACACUGUCAACUGGAUGUCCGCAUCUGUAAAAAAGAAUCUUUUCUCAGCCUUUUGGCUAAGAUCAAGUGUACUUUCUGUUUUUAUCAGAUUAAUAUCUGAUAUGCGAGCUAUCGGCUCACAUGAUAUUGUAUUAAUUUUAAUCGUGGGGAAUUCCCCUAACAGUA
Papaver somniferum (opium poppy) is the source of this 6544-nucleotide messenger RNA. RefSeq names its product protein RST1-like. Gene Ontology annotation, biological process: regulation of post-transcriptional gene silencing. Lineage: Eukaryota; Viridiplantae; Streptophyta; Magnoliopsida; Ranunculales; Papaveraceae. The transcript is spliced from 24 exons. The record is from RefSeq and is a predicted model, not a curated record. Bases 176 to 5788 code for a protein of 1870 amino acids.